CUUCCCUCUCCCUCUCUCUCUCUCUCUCUCUCGGUCUUCACUACCGGGUCAGGCAGGGAGGAGAGCGAGGCUGGGAGCCAGACAGACAUCCCUCCCCUACAACUAGUCACACACACACCCUCCCUCUCUCCUUCCCUCACACACGCAACGAGCAUCUCGGUGGCAGCUGCCAUGGCUCGCAGUUAGAGCCGGAGAGACGGGAGGGGAAGCGGUCCCUCAGCCGCCCUUCCUUCCUUCCUUCCUUGCCCGCCCCUCUCUCUCCCUCUCUUCCCUGGCAGGCAACUCCAAGGGCAGGCAGGCCGGCCCAGCCCACCCCGCGGGCCCCCACGGCAAUGUCCAAGGGCUUGAAGAAGAAAAGCCACUGGACGAGCCGAGUCCAUGAGUGUGCCAUCGUGAGGAGCGCCGAGGGCCAGCUGGGCUUCGAGCUCAAGGGGGGCGCCGAGAACGGGCAGUUCCCGUACCUGGGGGAGGUCAAGCCCGGGCAGGUGUUCUACGAGGCCGGCGGCGGCGGGGCCGGGGGGAAGCUGGUGCCCGAGGAGCUCCUCCUGGAGGUCAACGAGACCCCCGUGGCCGGCCUCACCAUCCGGGACGUGCUGGCCGUCAUCAAGCACUGCAAGGACCCCAUCCGGCUCAAGUGUGUCAAGCAAGGUGGCAUUGUGGAUAAGGAUCUUCGUCACUACCUCAAUUUACGGUUCCAGAAGGGCUCAGUGGACCACGAGCUCCAGCAGAUCAUCCGAGACAACCUCUACCUCCGAACAGUGCCAUGCACUACAAGGCCUCAUAAGGAGGGGGAAGUUCCUGGUGUGGAUUAUAUUUUCAUCACUGUCGAAGAUUUUAUGGAAUUAGAGAAAAGUGGUGCCCUUUUAGAAAGUGGAACAUAUGAAGACAACUACUACGGUACUCCAAAGCCUCCAGCAGAGCCAACCCCAUUACUUUUAAAUGUAACGGACCAGAUACUCCCAGGUGCCACACCCAGCGCAGAAGGCAAACGCAAAAGGAAUAAAUCAGUGAGCAAUAUGGAGAAGACUGGAAUAGAGCCUCCAGAGGAAGAGGAGGAAGAAAGACCUGUAGUCAAUGGGAAUGGCAUGGCAAUAACACCAGAAUCAAGUGAACAUGAAGAGAAGAGUACAGGUGCCUCAGGUGAAAUGUCCUCUCAGCCUUACCCCGCCCCUGUGUAUAGCCAGCCUGAAGAAGGAAAGGAAGAUAUGGAUAUAACAAAGCAGCCAAAACCUGAAGAAAAUGAUGAAUUGGGCCCUUUGCCUGACAACUGGGAGAUGGCUUAUACAGAGAAGGGAGAGGUCUACUUUAUUGACCAUAACACAAAGACAACAUCAUGGCUGGAUCCACGACUUGCGAAAAAGGCUAAACCCCCUGAAGAGUGCAAAGAAAAUGAGCUACCAUAUGGCUGGGAGAAAAUUGAUGAUCCCAUUUAUGGCACUUACUAUGUUGACCACAUAAAUAGAAGGACACAAUUUGAAAAUCCUGUUUUGGAAGCAAAAAGAAAGCUACAACAGCGUACCAUGCCCAACGCAGAACUUGGAACCAAGCCUAUGCCGGCCCAAGGUUUCCGAGAAAAACCACUUUUCACCCGGGAUGCCUCACAACUGAAGGGAACUUUCCUCAGCACCACUCUUAAGAAAAGCAAUAUGGGCUUUGGAUUUACCAUCAUUGGUGGGGAUGAGCCUGACGAGUUUCUCCAGGUGAAGAGUGUUAUUCCCGAUGGACCUGCUGCACAGGAUGGCAAGAUGGAGACAGGUGAUGUCAUUGUCUAUAUUAAUGAAGUUUGUGUCCUUGGGCAUACUCACGCAGAUGUAGUCAAACUCUUCCAGUCUGUUCCCAUUGGUCAGAGUGUCAACCUGGUGCUAUGUCGUGGAUACCCUCUGCCCUUUGAUCCUGAAGAUCCUGCCAACAGCAUGGUGCCACCAAUUGCAGUCAUGGAGAGGCCUCCAGUAAUAGUAAAUGGAAGACAUAACUAUGAAACUUAUUUGGAAUACAUUUCUAGAACUUCUCAGUCUGUUCCAGAUGUAACAGAUCGGCCGCCACAUUCCUUGCACUCCAUUCCAGCAGAUAGUCAGCUUGAUAGCACAUUCCCACCACCUGUUCAUGAUGAUAAUGUUUCAAUGGCUUCUUCUGGGGCCACGCAAGCUGAACUCAUGACCUUAACCAUUGUGAAAGGGGCCCAGGGCUUUGGCUUCACUAUAGCAGACAGCCCCACAGGACAGAGAGUGAAGCAAAUUCUAGACAUUCAGGGGUGCCCUGGUUUAUGUGAAGGUGACCUCAUUGUUGAGAUCAACCAGCAGAAUGUACAGAACCUGAGCCAUGCAGAAGUAGUGGAUAUACUUAAAGAAUGUCCAGUUGGAAGUGAGACUUCUUUGAUUAUCCAUAGAGGAGGAUUCUUUUCACCAUGGAAGACUCCAAAGCCUGUGAUGGAACGAUGGGAGAAUCAAGGCAGUCCACAGACGAGUCUAUCCGCUCCAGCUAUACCACAGAAUAUCCCCUUCCCACCCACCCUUCACAGGAGUUCUUUUCCUGAUUCAACAGAGGCCUUCGACCCAAGAAAACCUGACCCAUAUGAGCUGUAUGAGAAAUCACGAGCUAUUUAUGAAAGUAGGCAGCAAGUGCCGCCCAGGACUGGUUUUCGAAUGGAUUCUUCUGGUUCAGAUUACAAGGAUUUGGAUGUUCAUCUUCGGAGAAUGGAAUCUGGAUUUGGCUUCAGAAUUCUUGGUGGAGAUGAACCUGGACAGCCGAUUCUGAUUGGAGCAGUAAUUGCUAUGGGCUCAGCAGACAGAGAUGGUCGCCUACAUCCUGGUGAUGAGUUGGUCUACGUAGAUGGAAUUCCAGUGGCUGGCAAAACGCAUCGAUACGUGAUUGAUCUCAUGCAUAAUGCAGCUCGAAACGGUCAAGUGAAUCUAACUGUGAGAAGAAAGGUGCUACCCACAGGAGAACCGUGUCCAGAGAAUGGCAGGAGUCCAGGCUCUGUUUCAACACACCACAGUUCUCCAAGAAGCGACUAUGCCACCUACGCAAACAGCAACCAUGCUGGAUCAAGUAGCAAUGCUACACCUCCAGAGGGCUUUGCUUCGCACAGCAUGCAGACGAGUGAUGUUGUCAUCCAUCGCAAAGAGAACGAAGGCUUUGGUUUUGUUAUCAUUAGCUCCUUGAACAGGCCUGAAUCAGGAUCUACAAUAACUGUGCCCCAUAAAAUAGGCCGGAUAAUUGAUGGAAGCCCUGCUGAUCGCUGUGCAAAACUAAAAGUCGGAGACCGGAUCUUAGCUGUGAAUGGCCAGUCUAUUAUUAACAUGCCUCAUGCCGAUAUUGUGAAGCUAAUUAAAGAUGCUGGUCUUAGUGUAACUCUUCGCAUCAUUCCUCAGGAGGAGCUGAACAGCCCAGCUUCCGCACCCAGCUCAGAGAAGCAGAGCCCCAUGGCACAGCAGCACAGCCCCAUGGCUCAGCAAAGCCCCCUCUCACAGCAGAGUCCUGUAGCACAGCCCACGCCUCCACAGCCGCUCCAGCCUCAAGGGCAUGAGAACAGUUACAGGUCAGAGGUAAAAGCAAGGCAGGAUGUAAAGCCUGACAUCCGACAACCUCCGUUUACAGACUAUAGGCAACCCUCAACGGAUUAUAGGCAGCCUCCGUUAGACUAUAGGCAUCCUCCAGUAUUGGAUUACCAGCAACCCCCACCUCUGGACUACCGGCAGCCCCCCUUGAUAGACUACAGGCAACAUUCUCCUGACACCAGGCAAUACCCCUUAUCGGAUUACAGACCGCCCCAGGAUUUUGAUUAUUUUACUGUCGACAUGGAGAAGGGAGCCAAAGGCUUUGGAUUCAGUAUCCGAGGAGGGCGAGAGUACAAAAUGGAUCUCUAUGUGUUGAGGUUGGCAGAAGAUGGGCCAGCGAUAAGAAAUGGAAGGAUGAGGGUGGGAGAUCAAAUAAUUGAAAUUAAUGGGGAGACUACGAGGGACAUGACGCACGCCAGAGCAAUAGAACUAAUCAAAUCUGGUGGCAGGAGUUCACCAAAACUCUUCAACAACCGUAAGAGCCAAAUCCCAGAGGCUGACGAACCAAACACCUGGAGUUCUCCCACUGCCUCCUCCCCAGGUCUGCCGGAAGUAACUAUUUCCCUUGACGACAUUGUUUCACCAUUAUCUUCAUCACAUCUAGCCCAACCCUCUGACCCUUCCUACCAUAUAAACCCAGAACCAACUUGGGAUAUUAAGAGGGAACCUGAUGUAAGAAAACCAAAGGAGCUUUCCGCAAAUGGCCACAAAAAGAAAAGGUUAGGCGAGCAAAGAGAGAGGUCUAUAAGUCCUAAAAAGGUAGAUAGAUCCAAGCAUGAAGAGGCUUCUAGGAAAGGAAGCUCGGAAGGCAAGAGUAAGGCCGGCGAAAGUGGCAGGCCGACGUCAGAUAGUAAGGCAGUCGGACUGAACGCAACAGCCGAGCCUGGAGUACGAGAUCAUGGGUGUGCUGGAACCAAUGAUGAACUGGCCGGGAGAUCCAAGUGGCUGGACAGCAAAAGAGGAGGAUCUCUUGGCAUGAAAGACCACGAGACCGCAGUUGCUGCCGUGAAGAAGCCGGCUGCAGCUUCCGAACAUGUCAAGCUGGAUUCCUCUGGUGCUACAAAGGCGUACAGUAGCAAUAGCUGCAGCUCUCACGGAAGUGACAUGGAUCACAACCAGAAGGAAUCCGAGAGGAAGCCCAGCGAGUUCCCACGGAAGGGACACCUCCACUCCAUUAACACACGCAGCACCAACACAACAGCUCGGAAGGCAACUGUCUCACCAGGACCGUGGAAGAUUCCAGGUUCUGAUAAGCUGCCUAGUGUACUAAAAUCUGGCACGUCCGCUAUGAGCAGAUAAAUCCAUGACCGUUGCCUUCUAACUGUUUCACAGUGACACAGAACAUCCUUCUUAGCUUCUGUCUCACGUUGAUUUAUUUUAAUUUAUUUUAACUAUCUCACGCAUACAUUGAGGAAUGGAAGCAGUCAUAUGGAAUUCCAUGACAAAACGUGCAUAAUGUCUUAAUGAGUUAAAGCAACAUAAUCGCCACACAGUAUUUACACGUGACCCUCCAGUCCCCAGUUUCACUUCAGAGACUUUUGGCAGCUAUGGAAGAAACCAAAAUAAUAUGAAGGACCGUCGACCAUGAGGACAGUGCAGUGUAGCUUUAGUUUGUUGUUUUCCACUGCAUGAAGGAUUUGGGAUUUUUCAUUCAAACUUUAUAUCAAGAAACUGGAAGAAGUUCAGAGCAAUCACAAACUGGAACAUCGCCUUAAACAAAACUGCACGGAGCAAGCGAAAAAGUGGGAAUCGAAUCUUUUAUCUGAGUUCAAUGUUGUAAAUAAAUUGUUAUUGACAUAUCCAGAUGGGGGUUUGAAGCAUUGGAAAUUGUACGUCCAUGACAUGUCUCUACUGUUAACACUUUGGAAUAGACCACCCAAUCCCAGUAGCAUAAUUCAUUAUGCAAGGUGAGGAACCCUCGUGGAUUAGCUGGUGCGAUACCAUUUCUACUGCCAUUUUUUUGUG
Messenger RNA from Anolis sagrei ordinatus, 5522 nucleotides. Lineage: Eukaryota; Metazoa; Chordata; Lepidosauria; Squamata; Anolidae. The record is from RefSeq and is a predicted model, not a curated record.